Molecule: messenger RNA, 1101 nt
Organism: Closterium sp. NIES-67
Lineage: Eukaryota; Viridiplantae; Streptophyta; Zygnematophyceae; Desmidiales; Closteriaceae
Source: the annotation of a GenBank genome assembly
GCGUCCAUCUUUCCACUUUCUCCUCGUUUUCAGCCGUAGAAUCCGGCGAUAUCGGCGUCGGAAAAUGGCCAAGAAAGGGAAAAAGCAGCAGCAGGAGUAUUCCGGCGGCGCGCCGCCGAUAGUACCCGCCAAACGCAUCACCUGGCCCAAGCUGAGACGGCGACGAGAGCUGACGCCGCGAUUAAUCCGCGGCUGCGACGUUUUCACAGUACCAGGAGCGCUGAGCGCGGAGGAAUGCGAGCAGUUCAUUGGUCAGGCGGAAGCUGUGGGGUUCCAAUGGCAGGGCAGCGGAGGGCCCGCCAAGGGUGAGGCGUAUCGGGACAACCAUCGGAUAUCCGUUGAGGAUAACGAUUUGGCAGCACACCUCUGGACCCGACUUGCUCCAGUCCUUCACCCGUUACAAGCUGGUAACCGCACGGCCGUACGAUUGAAUCCGAAUAUCCGCAUUUACCGCUACAGCCCGGGCCAGCAGUUUGGAGCGCACAUAGAUGAGAGCGUGGCUGUAGCAGGGGGCGGGAGGACGGAGUACACCCUCCUGGCGUAUCUCUCUGGUGCUCCCUCCACGUGGGAGGGGGAGGAGGAGGCGGAAGGGGUGGAGGGAGAAGGGGAGGAGGGAGGGGAGGGGGAAGGCGAGCGGGGAGGGGAGGGGGGGGAGAGGGAAGGGGAGGGGGCGCCGGGCGAGGGAGUGAGGGAGGCGGAUGGAGGGGAGGGGCAGUGGAGGAGAGAGAAGGAGGUGGCUGGAGGGAGGGGUAAGGGUGGGGGGGGAAAGAACCAACAGCAGCAGCAGCAGCAACAGUUGGUCGGAGGAGAGACGGUGUUCUAUGUGGGGGCACGAUCCCAGGAGAGCUUUGAGGUGAGUCCAGAGGUGGGCAUGGCGUUGCUGCACCGUCAUGGGGCCAGGUGCUUGCUGCAUGAAGCUAGGGAGGUGAAAACAGGUGUGAAGUAUGUGUUGCGUUCGGAUGUUGUGUUCAAGUAGCGGCACACGCCAAUGAUGGUAUCAGUAAGGUACAUACCCUGCAAAAGAGGCGGUUCCGUACUCACUAAAGUGUAGUUCAUAAGUUGUUUUUUCCCUUAUUAACAAAACUUUCAAGCUUUACAUAC